GAUAACGUAAGGCUCGCGUUUAACGUUUUGUUUUAAAUUUUAAUGCACAAACACGAUGCAUCAUCAAUUGUGAAAGUCACACUUCAGAACUGCAUUGGUUUGAAUGUAUGAAAAGCAAGCAUUCAGUGCCGUGUGUGCCCGCAAAUUAUUGUUUUACAAAUGAUUGCUGGACUACCCUCGUCCAGCUUUUUGAAGCAAUUUGAAUUCACAUUAAUUUACAAUUCUUUUUUAUUUCUAAUUUUAUUUAUUUGCAGUAGACAGAUCGCAUGGUUUAAGUUCACUGUAUCACAUGAUCAAGAUGUUACAAAAUAGUGUGAUGACUAAAAAAGGCAAAAAUGUUGACGUGUUACAUAUGGCUGCUGAGGUAACGAGAGCAAUGAAUGGUUUAAGAAUAACAUACUGCAAAAGUGGUAAAGAUAGAACCUCAAUGGCUGUUACUUUAGAGAUGGUUCAUAUACUACAAAGAAAUCACAAUCUUGCUUCCCAUGUGUUUAUGCAAUCGUUAGACUGCUUGCGCAGUGUUGGAUGUCGGAGGGAGAAUACUCUAAAAAAUACAGGAAUCAAGAAAUAUGCUUUCAUUAGCCUUCAGAUGCUGUACAUUCCUAAACUGUACAGGGCUCCAAGUGGCACCUAUGGAAAUGUACAAACUUAGUAAUGUUUAAAGGAAAAGACAUUUUUAAAAAUAUUUUAAAGUUUAGUUGUUACUCUUAAUGUAGUAGUAGCAGGUUGUCCAAACCAGAGAUAAAAAUUCUAUUUGAAAAGAAAAAUGUUACCAUUUAUAGUAGUGCCUCCCAAAAAAACAACUUUGUAUGUGAAUAAAGUUGAUGUCUUUAUUUGA
Messenger RNA from Physella acuta, 838 nucleotides. RefSeq names its product inositol polyphosphate-4-phosphatase type I A. Lineage: Eukaryota; Metazoa; Mollusca; Gastropoda; Physidae. Gene Ontology annotation, molecular function: phosphatidylinositol-3,4-bisphosphate 4-phosphatase activity. Gene Ontology annotation, cellular component: cytoplasm. The record is from RefSeq and is a predicted model, not a curated record.